Molecule: messenger RNA, 756 nt
Organism: Arachis ipaensis
Lineage: Eukaryota; Viridiplantae; Streptophyta; Magnoliopsida; Fabales; Fabaceae
Source: RefSeq, a predicted model, not a curated record
AUGAGGUAUGACGGAACGCAGGACCCCCUAGAGCACCUAACGGCCUUCGAGGCCAGGAUGAACUUAGAAGGAGUAGGAGAUGAGAUAGCAGAGAAGGGGAUACUGACGAAACCCCGACCUCUGAAGGGCAGGACAGGGGGAGACAAGAGCCUCUACUGUGAAUAUCACAAGGGAUACGGGCACAAAACCCAAGACUGCUUCGACCUAAAAGACGCCCUGGAGCAGGCAAUCAGGGACGGAAAACUUGCCGACUUCUCCCAUCUUAUCAGGGAGCCGAGGAGACGCAAUCGGGAUCGCGAAAGCGAAGACGGGUCCCGGGCGACAAGACGACGCCAAGAACCAGAGGGGGACGACCACGGUCUCACGGUGGUGAACGUAGUAACGGCGAGGAACUCCGCCCCAAGGUCGAAAUCGGCACAGAAAAAAGAUGCCAAGGUCCUCGCGGUCUCCUCCUCGUCUGCUAGAAGUUCCCGGAGACUCCCAUCCAUCUCUUUCGGCCCGGAAGACCAAUGGUUCGACGAGGCGCCGGAAAGUCCCCCCAUGGUCAUCACGGCCAGGGUCGGAACCGGCCUUGUCAAGCGGAUCCUGGUUGAUACGGAGGCAGACUCGAACAUCAUGUUUCGAAACGUUUUUGACGCCUUGGGACUACGAGAUGCCGAUCUGGCGACCCACCAGCACGGUGUGGUAGGGUUGGGAGACCACUUCAUCAAACCGGAUGGAAUCAUCUCUCUCCCGACCUCCGUGGGGCAAGGGUAG